Messenger RNA from Patella vulgata (common limpet), 2872 nucleotides. RefSeq lists its product as uncharacterized. The transcript is spliced from 14 exons. The record is from RefSeq and is a predicted model, not a curated record. Lineage: Eukaryota; Metazoa; Mollusca; Gastropoda; Patellidae. The coding region runs from base 786 to 2348 and encodes 520 amino acids.
GAAUUUCAGAUGACCUGUCAGAUGAUCAUCCAGAAUAUGUAACUAGUGUGAAUGCGGGAAUACUGCCACUGAAAGAAGAUGACGAGAAUAGGUAUGAGUUUGUAUGCAACUUCCAGACGUCCACACUACCUGCACAUAAUAGCACAUGGUAUACUGUCACGUGGUAUGUAAAUAAUAAACUAAUCAAAACAGUUUUUGCUUUCCAAAAAUCAGCCGAUGUUCAAGCAAAGACAUUACUAACAGAAAAUGAAAUCAAAGCUGCUGGUAUACAGACUGUUGGAUUUCAGAUCAGAUGUGGAUAUGCAGUUAGUCACACGGCCGAUUCAGCAACUAGCUCAGUUACGUCUAGUAACGACAGAUUCAUCGGAAUUGAGAUCUUAACACCUACAGUGUAUGUUAGAGACGACGAGGAGGCAGCUAUCAUUGUGAGACCGACAGCGCCCAUUGGAUGUGCGAGCUUUCAUCCGUUCUGUGAAUUACAAGUAAAUUUGCUCAAGGUUAAAAAGGACGACGAUUGUGCUUUAUCACCCACCUAUACGGCAUGUGGCUUAAGAGUCAGAGCUGGAGCGAACUGGAAUGCGAAUUAUAGUAUUAAAGUCCGGGGUAACUUUCCAAGUUCCUAUGCAAAUCUGUACGCUAUAAAGUAUUUGAAUUUGAAAACGGUGGAAUUUUUCGAUUUGCACCAAUUUUGGGGUAACUACUCCAUAGGAAGUGUUAAGGUUGUGGUUUCUCAGGAUGCAACUCCCAUUAAGAACAAGGAGUGUUCUGCUGUAUGUGAUCCACACAUGAAGACGUUCUACGGAGCACGGUAUGAACAUCACUAUGAAGGAGUAUUCACCUUGUACGAAAAUGAAGCAUGGAAACAAGAGGUACAAAUACAGACCAAGCCUUGCCGGCGACAUGCCCGCGUUACCUGUGUCUGUGGUAUAGCUAUUCGUGUUGGACGUGAAGUUUACAAAAAGGAAAUUUGUUCAGAUUCAUUUUUUAAAUCUGGAUACGCCCAGUGUGAUGGACCAUCGCUUAUUAAUGUUAAAAAAAGCGGCAACAAUCAACAUAAGAUUCGUCUGCCAAGUUCUACCAUUAUUAAAGUCGUGACUAUUGGGAACUUCCUGAAUAUUUACAUGUAUCCAUCAGUUGCUGACAAGGGUAAUGUCGGUGGAUUGUGUGACCAAAUUACUACCAGUACCUUUAUUGGUCGUGAUAAAGAAGUCUCAACUUAUCAGUGGUCUGGAAUGCCAGCGUUUUCAGAUUCAUGGCGGGUAAACGAUAAAUUGAUAAACCUGUUUUCCAACGACCAAAUUCACAGGUUAGAAGGGGCUGACGGUAAUAUGUUUCUAUGUAAGUGCGAUGAAACCACACCUACGCACAUUUCAUGUAGUAACUCACAGGCAUGCUCACACAAGGAGAUCUUCGCAUAUACACUUGUACCGGUUUGUGAGAAGAACUUCAUAGAGAAACGAUCGGUAGGAAGCCAUUACCGGAUACCAAGAUCGUCAGGACCAGCGUCUACGCAUAUCAGCAAACGACAGACUACUAAUCCUACUUGGAGAAAUGGAUGGACAGAGAAAUUGGCUACAGAUCACUGUAAAGGUUUAUUAAAUAAGUCAAAAACUGUUCAGAUCUGUGAGAAAAGUGGAGCUGCCGGAACACAAGAGGCGCUUAACAACUGUGUUCGAGACAUUAAGUUGAUAGGAGACGAUAGUUUUGCUAAGGUUGCGGUAGAAACUGUAAAAACGUCAUGUUUUCAUGAAAUAAGUUACAAUCCCAUAUAUCAAAGACAAAGAACCGUAACACUGCCUCCGGGACCAUCUACAGCUAAGCCGGUGAAAAAUUUUGCAUGGGGAAGAAGUUCUAUUCGCGAGACGGCUUUGCCUCCUCCGACAAUCGCCAUACCAUCCUUCUUUGAUGAAAUUAAACAAGUAGCCUGUCCUUUAGAAUGUUCCCAACACGGCAACUGUAAUGGAGGAGUGUGUACCUGUGAUAAAGGAUAUGGAAGUCUGGAUUGUUCAGUAUCGCUCAAUACGCCACCGACGAUAGUUUACGAGUCAAGUGCUAACGAAUGUAAUUCCACAAUUGGCACCUGUAAUCGGGUUCACCUUUUUGGUGGCGAAUUUGUUGAGUCAGUUACACUUGUUUGCAAAAUAAGAAUUGAAAAAACAGUAAUUGGAACAAAGAGUCUUGUUGCCGAGAGAACAGUUUCUGGUAUAUAUGUAAGCGAUGACGAAGUAGUCUGUCCUGAGGUUGUAUACACAAGAAGCAUUCUACCUGGAGUAAGCUAUUCAUAUGGUGUGUCUGUCAGUAACAAUGGUGUGGUCUUCAGUGAUCAAAUUUUCGUGCCAAACAACUAAAUGAUAUGGCAACGUUCUAACACUACUUACUGGAUGUCUACUGCGGUCGCUUCCCCAAUUCACAAACAACUUUGCCAUUGUUAAAUUAAGAAGUCCGAGAAAUUAUAUGACAAGAAAAAACAACCUUGCUUUUAGAAGUUAUUCAUCUAAUUAGUCAGAUUACACUAGUUUUUCAUCUAAUCAGAAUGUUUACGCUAUGUCUUCAGCCCUUAGUCAUGCUUUAAUCUCCUAUCACAUGUAGUUUUUCAUUCUAAUUAGCCUGUUUACACUAUACCUUCCUGCCUUAGUGGUGCUUUAAUCUCCUAUUACGUGAAAAUAUUCAUUUAAUUAGUCUAUUUGCACUAUACCUUCCUGCCUUAGUGGUUCUAUAUAAUCACCAGCCUUUGUAGGUCUUCAUUUUAUCACCAUGUUUACGCUAUGUCUUUCUGCAUUGGUAGUGCCUUUGUCUUCUUAUUGCUUUGUUUAUACAAUAUUUUUAGUUGAUGUAUUUAGAAACGUUUAUUCGAAUAAAUUUUAAAAAUUAG